Acanthaster planci (crown-of-thorns starfish) is the source of this 1861-nucleotide messenger RNA. Its product is annotated as phosphoserine phosphatase-like. Gene Ontology annotation, molecular function: L-phosphoserine phosphatase activity; magnesium ion binding. Gene Ontology annotation, biological process: L-serine biosynthetic process; dephosphorylation. Gene Ontology annotation, cellular component: cytoplasm. The record is from RefSeq and is a predicted model, not a curated record. Lineage: Eukaryota; Metazoa; Echinodermata; Asteroidea; Valvatida; Acanthasteridae.
GGAUUUAUUCGGUAUUUCCAUCUCAAUUAAGUCAUACCGGGGAUAGACCAAGAAAGUUUUGCAACUUAUUUCCAGUGGGGUCCCUAUAGAAUUUGAAAGAACGUCCAGUUUUAAAGGGUGCCAUGGCAACAAUGGAAGAGACCAAGGAUAUCUGGAGAAAGGCGGAUGCCGUGUGCUUUGAUGUUGACAGUACAGUCAGUACUGAAGAAGCCAUUGAUGAACUUGCUGCGCACUGUGGUGUGGGACAAGAAGUGGCACAGUGGACCAAGAAAGCCAUGGAUGGCAGCAUAACCUACAAAGAAACCCUGGAGGCCAGGAUGACCAUCAUCCACCCCACCAUGGACCAAGUGAAGGCCUUCAUAGACGACCACCCGCCGGCCAAGUAUCUGACACCUGGGGUGACGGAGCUGAUUCAGCUGCUUCAUGCCCGAGGGACGGCCGUCUAUUUAGUGACCGGAGGCUUCUUCUGCACGGUGGUUGAACUGGCCAAAGCACUUCAGAUUCCCGAAGAAAACAUCUUUGCCAACAGAAUGAAGUUUUACUACAGUGGUGACUUUGCCGGAUUUUGCGAGGAGCAGCCGACCUGCGAAGCCGGCGGCAAACCCAAAGUGGUGGGCUCGCUGAAACAGAAGCACGGCUACCAAAACUUGGUGAUGAUUGGAGAUGGGGCCACUGAUCUGGAGGCUUGCCCACCAGCAGAUGCCUUCAUUGGCUUUGGCGGCAACAAAAUCCGGCCCAAGGUUCAGGAGUGCGCCCAGUGGUUCGUCUCCAGCUUCCAAGAACUCAUCAAUGCACUGAAUGAGUCUUCAUGAUGUCAUAGCCAAGGUUGCCGGUAGUAACAGCCAAAGCAUUAUGGGAAAGAUGCUCUGACAUGAAGCCUGAUCAAGCUUUGUCCUCAGGAGCCAACAUUUUUAACAACUAAUGUUUUCAAUAAGCAAAGUAUUCAACUUUUUCUUUCCGGUUACCAUUUGAAAACACACAGGGUGUUGUAAUUUUUUGAUGUGUCACACUAUGGUCACGCGAAGGUUACAUGUAUGCUGCUGUUAGGAAUGUGUGUGAAGUGGCCUUGUGGCGGUGAAAAAGUGUUUACGUUAAUAAAUUCUAUCUAAGAGUCAACAUCAACCAAAGAGGUGUAACAAUUCAGGGAUGUACUGAUAAACCAGCUUCUAGACUACCUAAAUUGCCAAUAUGGCUUAAUGAUGCAAAAAUUUGUAUUGCGACACUCGGCAGUAAAUGAGCAAAACACAGAACUGAACGCCUUUUCAUUCCAAAACUGGGACAGUCAACCAAACUCCUAUCCUGUCAUUGUGAACAGAAAAUCGAUCAUUUGGCUGUCUUCUGCUCACGUGAAAGUUGGAAACAAACAUGCUGUUUCAACCAUCAAUCCUGGAAGAAAAUCAGACUGUGGACAGCAUCUGUGAAAGCGUAUAUCAACCGACUGGGCUAUGCCGCUAAUUAAAUGCAAAUGUGCUUUGUUACAUCGCUAACUGUGGGCAGAUGGCACACAGUGCACGUUAAGACCUGGUGCACAUUUCGUCUGCAUGGAUGUUUUGAUCACUUGUUUUGUGAACAAGUCACGCACUGCACUCAUUUCUCCCAAGAUGCCAAUACCUAAUGAUAAGUAAUAGUGAAAUCAUGAGAUUAUGAAACAGUUGAAAUACUGACACAAUAUAUUUAAGAAAUUGAUCAACUUGUUUAUUACAAAUUUGUGCCAGUAUAGAAAAUAGUUUUGAAACUAACAUGGGUCCCUCUCUCUGGCUCUUUGUGCCACACUACAACAUUAUAGAAAUUGCAGAAACAAUAAAUAAAAAGUGUCCUGUGAAGAACAAUUAAACAAGAAAUAAAUAUUCUGGUAAAUACC